AUGGGCGAUCCCCCGUGUAAGAGUGAGGUCGAGGAGGACAUUCCAGUCCAUGUGACCACAGGGCUUGUGGAGGAGGACCCCCAAGAUGGCAUCCGGUGCGUUUAACUGUUUCCCGCCACCUGUACCUCCUGAUGCUUCCUGUGGAGAAGAUGACCCGCAGAUCUCCAGAGUGCCCACCUCGCCAGCAGGAAAUCCCAAUAAGAACUCUGAGGGAACCACUAAGUUACCACAAGUACAAAAUGGAGCUCUCAUGCCACACUCGUCAAGAAAAAACCUCAUUGCCGUGCUUGUAUAUCCAGGACUUCUCAUUACAGAUCUAGCACGUAAACCAAGUAGUCAUGGAGAAUCUUCUCCUGAUCAAUCACAGAUUGUUUCCACAAGUCCAGACCUAUCAUCUAAUACCCCUAAUCAUAAAGAACCUUCUACUGACCAAUCACAAAUUGUUACCACAAGUACACCACAAUCACAUCUUGGAACAUGUAAGGAAACUCAGGCAGAACUGAAGAGAGUUCCCUGUUCACACUGCGGUAAAUGUUUUGCCCAUAAAUCACAUCUUAUUGUACAUGAGAGAAUUCACACAGGAGAGAAGCCAUUUCCAUGUUCAGAAUGUGGGAAAUGUUUUACAAAUAAAUCAGAUCUUGUUAAACAUCAGAAAUGUCACACAGGAGAGAAGCCGUAUCCAUGUUCAGAAUGUGGGAAAUGUUUUAUUAGGAAAGCCAAACUAAGGGAACAUCAGAGAGUUCACACGGGAGUGAGGCCGUAUUCAUGUUCAGAAUGUGAGAAAUCUUUUAUGGAGAAAUCACAUCUUAUUAAACACAAUAGAACCCACACAGGAGAGAAGCCGUAUUCAUGUUCUGAAUGUGGCAAAUCUUUUACAUGUAAAUCGGAACUUAUUAUACAUGAGAGAAUUCACACAGGAGUGAAGCCAUAUUCAUGUUCAGAAUGUGGGAAAUGUUUUAUGGCUAAAUCAUAUCUUAUUCAACACAAUAGAACCCACACAGGAGAGACGCCGUAUUCAUGUUCUGAAUGUGGCAAAUCUUUUACAUGUAAAUCAGAACUUAUUGUACAUGAGAGAAUUCACACAGGAGUGAAGCCAUAUUCAUGUUCAGAAUGUGGGAAAUGUUUUACUAAUAAAUCACAUCUUGUUUACCAUCAGAAACGUCACACAGGAGAGAAGCCGUAUCCAUGCUCAGAAUGUGGGAAAUGUUAUAUUAGUAAAAGCGAACUGAGGGGACAUCAGAAAGUUCACACGGGAGUGAGGCCAUAUUCAUGUUCAGUAUGUGGGAAAUCUUUUACAGAGAGAUCAAAUCUUAUUGCACAUGACAGAACUCAUACAGGGGAGAAGCCAUUUUCAUGUUCUGAAUGUGACAAAUCCUUUAUGUAUAAAUCAAGUCUUGUUGUACACCAGAGAUAUCACACAGGAGAGAAGCAGUAUUCAUGUUCUGAAUGUGGGAAAUCUUUUAUUAGUAAUACCAGUCUAAGGGAUCAUCGGAGAAGUCACAGGGGAAUGAAACCAUCCUGAUCUUCUACAGUUGCAAGAAAAAGUACUGUGAACCCUUUGGAAUGAU
This is a messenger RNA of Bufo gargarizans (Asiatic toad), 1568 nucleotides long. Its product is annotated as zinc finger protein OZF-like. Gene Ontology annotation, biological process: regulation of transcription by RNA polymerase II. The record is from RefSeq and is a predicted model, not a curated record. Lineage: Eukaryota; Metazoa; Chordata; Amphibia; Anura; Bufonidae. Gene Ontology annotation, cellular component: nucleus. Bases 86 to 1522 code for a protein of 478 amino acids. The transcript is spliced from 3 exons. Gene Ontology annotation, molecular function: DNA-binding transcription factor activity, RNA polymerase II-specific; RNA polymerase II transcription regulatory region sequence-specific DNA binding.